Electrophorus electricus (electric eel) is the source of this 4340-nucleotide messenger RNA. RefSeq names its product mannosidase, alpha, class 2A, member 1 (gene man2a1). Lineage: Eukaryota; Metazoa; Chordata; Actinopteri; Gymnotiformes; Gymnotidae. Gene Ontology annotation, molecular function: alpha-mannosidase activity; carbohydrate binding. Gene Ontology annotation, biological process: protein deglycosylation; mannose metabolic process; N-glycan processing. The record is from RefSeq and is a predicted model, not a curated record. Gene Ontology annotation, cellular component: Golgi membrane.
UUAGUUUUUGUAGCCUUUUAACCGUCACGAUUUGCUGAAUCACACAAACUCUUCCGCAUCGUUAAAACUUUGAAGAAAACUACGUACAGUCAGUGGCUAGCCACAGAAUAUAGCAUACUGUUUUUAGUUGUUCUUUAAAGGUAUGUACGAUUGUCAUACUCACGGAAUAACUUUUAUUUGCGAAACGUAACACUUCCUCGUGCGUUUUCGACGUUAGUUUUUGAGUGUUUCCUUUAUUGUUCAUGGAACCUUAACGCGCAUGGCACGUGACAAUUGCCAAAAUGAACACUGCAAUUUUCAUUUGAAUGGACAGGAUUAUUAUUAACUUUAACACUGCAACACUGGACAGAAAUGAAAAUCAGCAGACAGUUCACAGUUUUUGGCAGUGCCAUAUUCUGUGUGGUAGUAUUCUCAUUGUAUCUAAUGUUGGAUCACCUUCAGUUGGAUCGUAUCAAAAACCCCAUCAAUGAAGAGAGAUUACAGAACGGGCAGCUGGUCAUCCUCCAGGACAAAAUAGAUCACCUGGAAAGACUGCUUGCAGAGAACAACAAGAUCAUUGCUAACAUCAGAGAUUCAGUAACCAACCUGAGGAAGUCAGUGAACAAUGAUAAAGGUCCUCUGGAAGCUAAGAACUUGAGCCAGGGGUUGGUGGACUUGCUACCCUUUGCUCCAAUUUGGGUGCUCAUUCCCUCUGAGGAUUGUCAGUUCUCUGCUCAGACCUAUUCCAAAGCAGCAGAUGAAGUGCAGAUGUUGGAUGUGUAUGACAUGCUCAGCUUUGAUAAUCCUGAUGGGGGAGUAUGGAAGCAAGGCUUUGAUAUCUCAUAUGAGGAGAAUGAAUGGGACCAGGAGCCUUUACAGGUGGUUGUCGUGCCACAUUCCCAUAAUGACCCUGGCUGGCUGAAGACAUUUGAUGACUACUACAGAGACCAGACACAGCAUAUCCUAAAUAACAUGGUUGUGAAGUUACAUGAAGAUGAGCGGCGGAAAAUGAUUUGGUCUGAGAUUUCCUACUUUUCCAAAUGGUGGAACAACAUUGACAUCCAGAAGAAGGACGCUGUUAAAAAACUGAUAGAAAGAGGCCAACUGGAGAUGGCCACAGGAGGCUGGGUUAUGCCUGAUGAAGCCAACACACAUUAUUUUGCACUGAUAGAUCAGCUCCUGGAGGGCCACCAGUGGUUGGAGAGAAAUUUGGGAGUGAAGCCUAAGACAGCCUGGGCUGUGGAUCCAUUUGGCCAUUCUCCUACUCAGGCUUACCUGUUUAAACAAGCUGGCCUGUCCAACAUGCUUAUCCAGAGAGUGCACUACUCUAUCAAAAAGCACUUUGCCACUCAGAAGACUUUGGAGUUCUUUUGGAGACAGAAUUGGGACCAGGAGUCUAGUACAGACAUCUUGUGUCACAUGAUGCCAUUCUACAGUUAUGAUGUGCCACAUACAUGUGGUCCUGACCCAAAGAUCUGUUGCCAGUUUGACUUUAAGAGGUUGCCAGGGGGACGCAUUAGCUGCCCCUGGAGGAUUCCCCCUCAGGUCAUUACCAGUGACAAUGUGCAACAGAGGGCUCACAUGCUGUUAGACCAGUACAGGAAGAAGUCCAAGCUCUUCAUGUCCAAAGUGGUGCUGGCUCCACUUGGUGAUGACUUCCGCUACACGGAUGCUCAGGAGUGGGAUCAGCAGUUUAAUAAUUAUCAGAAGCUUUUUGACUACAUGAACUCUCAUCCUGAGCUCAAUGUUCAGGCUCAGUUUGGCACUAUAUCUGAUUACUUUGAGAUUCUGCGUAAAGUGACUGGCAUGGACCAAGCUGGCAUGAAUAAGGGAGUGUCACCAUUUCCUGUGCUUAGCGGUGAUUUCUUCACAUAUGCAGACAGAGAUGACCACUACUGGAGUGGCUACUUCACUUCCAGACCAUUUUACAAACGGAUGGACCGUAUGCUGGAAUCUCACCUCAGGGCAGCAGAGAUUCUUUAUUCUCUGACCUUGGCCAAUAUUAAGAUGUUUGGUAAGCCCAGCAAUUAUCCUGCAGUAGAAAAUUAUAAAUUGCUGACAGAAGCAAGACGCAACCUAGGACUGUUCCAACACCAUGAUGCAAUCACAGGCACAGGCAAAGACUGGGUGGUUGUGGAUUAUGGAACCAGGCUGUUUCACUCCAUUUUGAAUUUAAAGCGAGUGAUAGUGAGCUCAGCUCACUGGCUGGUGCUUGAUGACAAAAAUAUUUAUACUUAUGAUCCUGCAAAGCCACUACUUCAGAUAGAUGAAGUCCAACCAGCCCAGGAUGUCUUACCUCACAAAACUGUCAUUAAAAUCAGUGCCACACCAAGGUCAGUUGUAGUGUAUAACCCCAUCGAACAGGCCAGAAGCUCAGUGAUAAGCAUCUACGUGACCACUCCCCAUAUUCGUGUACUCACAGCCCAAGGCCGUCCAGUCAUUGCUCAGAUCACUGCGGUUUGGGAACAUUUCACCCAAGCUUCCACUGAGGUCUUUCAGGUGUCUUUUGUAGCCCAUGUGCCACCGCUGGGCCUGGCUGUCUACCAGAUGAGUGAGGGAGUGGAGCUACAUACUGAGUUAGCCCAUUAUAUGUUCCUAAAGAAGGGCGGACAUGUGUCAGUUACUGGAGCUGAGCAGUUCAGAGUGGCCAUCCCUCAAGAGACUGUUCCUGUAUCUGUGGAAAAUCCCCACCUACAGCUCUUUGUCUCCUCCACAACAGGUCUAUUGGAGACACUAAAACUGAAGGAAAAUGGAUUAAAGCACUCGAUUAAAGUAGAUUUUGUAUGGUAUGGAACCACCAGCAAUAAGGACAAGAGCGGUGCCUACUUGUUCCUUCCUGAUGGAGAAGCUAAAAAGUACUCUCCCUCCCGGCCUCCGGUGAUCCGAGUAACCAAGGGGCCUGUGUUCUCUGAAGUCACAACCACCUUCACACACAUCACACAUACUCUCCGACUUUACAAUAUCCAGGGAGUGGAUGGUCAGGCUGUUGAGAUCUGUAACACUGUGGAUAUCAGGGGAGAGUUCAACCAAGAAAUUGCAAUGAGAAUAACAUCUGAUAUUAACAGCAUGAAUCGAUUCUUUACAGAUCUCAAUGGUUUCCAGGUGCAGCCCAGAAGGACCAUGUCUAAGCUGCCACUGCAGGCUAACUUCUAUCCCAUGACCAGCAUGGCUUACCUGGAAGACUCAAACAGAAGACUUACCCUACUCACAGCACAGUCUUUAGGGGCUGCGAGUCUCAAGAGUGGUCAGCUGGAGGUAAUCAUGGACCGUCGACUGAACCAGGAUGAUAACCGUGGCUUAGGCCAGGGAGUGUUGGAUAACAAGAUCACUGCAAACUCCUUUCGCUUGCUGCUGGAGCCUAGAAAUUCUGCCCAAGAGACCCAGAGAGAGAAUAAUGCCCCAUUCAGCUAUCCAUCACUACUCAGCCACAUUUCCUGCACGUACCUUAACCACCCUCUCAUCCAAAUGGCGACCAGUGUGGAUCCGGCUCUACUUACUCCAGUACCCCACAGCCCGCUCACUUCCUCUUUCCCCUGUGACAUCCACCUGGUCAAUCUGCGCACCAUUCAGUCUCAGGAGGAAGGGGGAGGUCCAUCCGAGCAGGCUGCUUUAAUAUUGCACAGAAAAGGCUUUGACUGUGGCUUUUCCUCUAGGAACACUGGCCUACUGUGUAGCACCACACGUGGCAAGAUUCACUUAGAGGAGGUGCUGACAAAACUAAAGGUUAGCACCUUCACACCUGUCUCUCUCUCUUUGAUGUAUGAGUCCUCAAGCACACCCAAACAUCAGGAGAUCAGCCUUAAACCAAUGGAAAUCUGCACAUAUCGCAUCCAACUGGGAUGAACCAUGGCUAUAAAGAACUUUGUUUGCAAGUCCUAUUCUAAGUAUUUGGGCUGGCAAGGACAAGCAUGCUGUUGCCUUCAAUGAUUCUGUGAACAAACUGUCAAGAAGAAACUUGAAGCUCCUGUCAUGUGUUCAUAAAAUGGAAGUAAGCGCAUUCUUAGCCUUAAAACAUUUGCUUCGUGUUCACUAAGAAAAUAUGGCAAUCAAAGAUUAAAAUUUAUUUGAGGUAUUUGAAAACACAUUUAAGAAAUGUUUCCAACUUAUGAAACCACCAUUUCCCAGCAUUUUUGUAGUACCAAAAAUCUGUUUGGGUUUUAAGCUUUUAUGUGCAAUAAGAGAUGUCUGAAGAGUCUUUUAUCACCCAUAUUCUGUUAUAUUUCAAAGCAGCACACUGCCCAUAAUUAUUUCUAUAAAAAGGUGAAAUGGUCAUGGCUGUAUACUUGGACUAUUGGAGAAUAUUGUUCUUCAAUAUUCAACCAAGGAAACAUUGUUAAUGGGAAAAAAUAAGAAGUAAAUAA